Molecule: messenger RNA, 1245 nt
Organism: Paramisgurnus dabryanus
Lineage: Eukaryota; Metazoa; Chordata; Actinopteri; Cypriniformes; Cobitidae
Source: RefSeq, a predicted model, not a curated record
AUGAAAAUGCAAAAGGGCAAAGCAUCAGUACAGCCAACCUAAGCAAAACAUUCCAGGCCAAUGUAAGAUUAAAUUAAGAUUAUUAAUCACUGUCUAAUAAAGACUGAGAUUCAGAGAAUGAACAGAGAGAGACUGGAGAUGAUGGAGAGGACCUACCAGAACAGACAUUGCUUCAGAGGAGAACAACUGUGUCAUUCAGGAAAUGAGCAAGUUGGGAUGAGAAGUUACAGAUCAGUUUCAGUGUGUUUGGUGCUGCUGUGUGUUCUUCUACUGACUGCAGUCAUAGCGCUGAGUGUCCUGAUCUAUACAAACAACCACCAGUGCCACAUCAAGACCAAAAACAUCACAGAAGAGAGAGACCAACUACUAACCAACAAUACCAACAUCACAGAAGAGAGAGAUGAAUUUAUUGAUAUUAAAAGACUGUGGGAGGCUUUAAAUGAAACAGAUGGAUGGAUUUACUAUCAAUCCAGUUUGUACUUCAUUUCAUCUGAGAAGAAGAACUGGACUGAGAGCAGAAGAUACUGUAGAGAGAGAGGAGCAGAUCUGAUCAUCAUUAACAACAAAGAGGAACAAUUCCAGAAAAAUAUUAAGCAGGAUAAAAAAUGCAAAAAGGUAUGCCCACCUAAGAGCACGGCAAGAACAUAUCACACAGUCCAGACAAGAUUAAGAUUAGAUGAAGACCGUCUGAUACAGAUUGAGAUUCAGAUAAUGAACAGAGAAAGAGUGGAGAUGGAGAGGACGUAUGGGAAGAGAUAUUGCUUCUGCACGAAAACAAACAGAAAUCAACAACUACAGCGUUCAGGAAGUGAGCUUGUGAGGAUGAGAAGACACAGAUCAGUUACAGUGUGUUUGGUCCUGCUGUGUGUUCUUCUACUGACUGCAGUCAUAGUGCUGUGUGUCCUCAUCAAUACAAACAAUCAACAGUUUAACAUCAAGACCAAAAACCUCACAAAAGAGAGAGACCAGCUACUAACCAAAUAUACCAACAUCACAGGAGAGAGAGACCAGCUACGAACCAAUUAUACCAAAGUCAAAGAAGAGAGAGAUGAAAUUAAAAGAUGGUGGAAGGCUUUAAAUGAAAAAGAUAGUUGGAUCUACCAUCAUUCCAGUUUGUACUACAUUUCAUCUGAGGAGAAGAGCUGGACUGAGAGCAGAAGAUUCUGUAGAGAGAGAGGAGCAGAUCUGAUCAUCAUUAACAACAAAGAGGAACAAGUGAGUAAAGAUACUGUGGACUGGAGAUAG